AGUGUCAUUCUAAAAUAUUUUUGUGUUAUAUUUCUUUCUGGAUAGGUAUUUUCUGUGACAUUAUUUAUCCGCUCUACAUAAUAACGAACCUAUAUGUUCUUACAUACAAUAAACUACUAAAAUCAGUUGGGACUUUUACUGAAGGGGAGUGCAAUAAUGGCUUUAUUAGCACGCUUUUUUGAAAAGAAUUUACGUAAUUCUAGUUUUAGUGCUCGCCGAUUAUACAGCAGUAAGACACAAGAGGAACCUGCAGAUACCAACCAUGAGUUUGAAGAUGAAGAAUUUCGUGUCCUAAAUUUACGGUCCACAAAGCAAACAGCUAAGCAAAAGCGGCGCGUCUUCAAAAAGGAACCAGUAAUGCCUCCUCGUCACCUUAAAAUGGCGACUGACCAGGAUUGGACUGCUGUAUGGCCAGGUCCACGUUCUUUUCAACCGGCUUCUGUGCCUCUGCCUUUACGCCAAGGUUACACGGAAAAAGGCGCACCUCCACCAUCCAAAUUCGCCAAUGCGGAACUUAUGAAAAUUCCAAAUUUUCUUCAUCUUACACCUGUCGCUAUUCGGCAGCAAUGCGAAGCUUUGAAACAAUUUUGUGCUCCAUGGCCUAAAGGUUUAGAUACGGAAGAGAAGUGUGCAAAAUAUUUUCCUAUCGAAAUUGCCAGCACUGAUUACUGUCACGCUCUACCCACCAUACGAAAUCCAGAGGCUAGACGAAUAACACUAAAAAUUAAGUUGUCUGACUUGAAAUUUGAUGCGCAUGCAAAAGACAAAUUUUUACGUCUGGUUGGUGAUCGGUAUAAUCCGUGCACGGAUAUGUUAACUAUUGUUGCAGAUCGCUGUCCUCUGAGGAAACAAAAUUAUGACUAUGCCAUGUACUUAUUAACUGCAUGCUAUCAUGAAUCAUUUGUUACUGAACCAUGGGAAGCCAACAAAUCAGAAGCAGAUAUGGAACAUUACAUAUUUGAACGAAAUAAAUCAAAGCAAUCGGCUGAGGCUAUAAUAAAUUGGGGAGAACUCAUGGAUACUACACAAAAACUGCAGGCCAAUCGAGGUUUUGCACAAAGCGUAGAAAAUCUAAUAAACGAAGGCGAAAACGAAUAUAAUUUAGGACGAUAUAAAGAAGAGGUUUUAAAGCUGCUAAAUAUAAGUACAACACAGUCUGCUUGAUGGGCGAGAUAUUUUUCCGGCACUUUGCAUAACACACUAGUGUUUUAUAAAUAAAGAUAUAAAAUACAAAUGCAA
This is a messenger RNA of Anastrepha obliqua, 1239 nucleotides long. It is a transcript of the gene mRpS35, whose product is annotated as 28S ribosomal protein S35, mitochondrial. Gene Ontology annotation, biological process: mitochondrial translation. The coding region runs from base 157 to 1164 and encodes 335 amino acids. The record is from RefSeq and is a predicted model, not a curated record. Lineage: Eukaryota; Metazoa; Arthropoda; Insecta; Diptera; Tephritidae. Gene Ontology annotation, molecular function: structural constituent of ribosome. Gene Ontology annotation, cellular component: mitochondrial small ribosomal subunit. The transcript is spliced from 2 exons.